AACCAAUCGUGUGCUGUUCUGUUUGUUUUUCGUUUGUAACAAAAAUAUGAAAAGAAUUUUAUACAGUAAACGAAAGCAGACUCUCGGUUUUAGUUUCCCGUUAGCUGAUAAAGAGGAGUCCAGUGUUGCAGAUGACAUUCGGAUCAUGCUGACUCUGAGAGAACAUGCUGCCUUCACGGUGGACUGUGUGAAAAUGUUGACCAGGCAGAGCAGCACUCUCGAUGGACUUCCAGCAGCUGAUCAGAGCGGCAGGACCAUCAAAGUGGAGUUUAAAGCAGAAGAGGUGCAUUUGGAGGAAGACAGAUCCUCUACACAUGGACUGAUGAAAGUCCUUCCAAUACAGUGUCAGAGAGAUAUUGUUGAUGAAUGCUCCCUGGUGGAGAGCUUGAAAGCAGCAGCAAAAUGUGAUGAAUCCCAAACUGAUGAACUACGCGCCCUGCAGCUGAAUCGUGCAGCUACUGACCAAAAGCUCUUCAUGUUUCAGAAUGAUGACACCAUGCAUGACAAGGUGUGGCGCAUGCAGAAUGAUGGAGAAACCUCCACGUUUGGGUAUGAUUCAGCAGACAAAUGUGAUCCUGGCAGCAGCGUUAUGACAUCAGAGCAACGCAAAACUGGAGCUGAGACACAGGAGGAAGCUGGAGAUGUCAAAGCUGCUGAACCUGCAACUGGAGUUGUCCUGCCUGAUGUGGGUUCAACUAUUGGUAAUGUAGCAGAGAAGAAUUUGGAUGAAGAUGCUUCCAAACCCACACACCUCCCCUGUGAGCGUUGUGGGAAAAGCUUUUUACGGAGGAGCAGUCUGCUCCGACACAAGCGUUAUCACUGCUGCAGUGGUGCGGAGGAUUCUGUCGACCUGUCGUACACAUGCAACAUUUGUAGCCUGAUGUUUCGGACGGAGCGGCACUUGAAGCUGCAUGCGUGCUGCGACAACGGGCAGCAAUCUGAACAGAAGGAGCGAAUAAGGCAGCACGCCUGCACGCAGUGCAAUAAAGGCUUCUAUCAGUUUUCCACGCUUCAGCAGCACCUCAUCAUUCACUCAGGAGAGAAACCGUACAGCUGCAAGGUGUGUGGGAAGACGUUUGGGAGGGAAGGCACUUUGAAAGAGCAUCAGGUCACUCACAGCGGGGAGAAACCAUUUCAUUGUGAGCACUGUGGCAAGCGCUGUGCCCGAAAGGGAGACCUAAAAAUUCAUCUGCUCAGCCACUCUGAAGAGAGACCAUACAGCUGCUCCUUUUGUUCAAGCAAGUGGCCAAACUGAAGCAGCAUGAGCGCAUCCACACGGGGGAGAAACCAUAUGAGUGCCAGCUGUGUCAGAAGCAGUUUGGCCUCCAGAUGUCACUGGUGAGUCAUCAGUACAGCCACACGGGGGAGAAACCAUUCAAGUGUGCUUUGUGUCAAAGGUGCUUCAGCAACAGGCAGCAACCUCAGAAAGCACCAGAGGAUCCACUCCGGGGAGAAACCAUUCCAUUGCUCACACUGUGAUAGACGUUUCCGCCUCCAGCAACACGUGACUGUGCACGAGCGCAGUCACACAGGGGAGAAACCAUACAAGUGCGACACGUGGUAAAAGUUUCAGUCAGACUAAAGCUUUAAAACUACACCAGUCUGUUCACAAGGUGAAGAAACCACUGCAGUGCCUUGUGUGUGGGGUCAGCUUCCCAGGUUUAUCAGAGCCGCCUGAUCACAAGUGUGGCCAGACUGCGGAGAAACCAUACCACUGUCCACAGUGUGGUAAAAGCUUUCUGAAUUUAAACAUUGGCUGGUUCACUCAGGAGAGAAACCAUACAAAUGCGGUGACUGCGGGAAGCAGUUCAAUGACAAGAGUAACCUGUCCAAACAUAUACGAAUCCACACGGGUGUCAAACCGUUCCAGUGUGAACACUGUAUGAAGCGCUUCAGACUCUACCAGCAUAUGUCACAACAUAGAUUAACACACAACAAAUGUGAAAGAAGUCUUAUUUCAGAUCAGACAGAAUCUCUAUAAUAAAGAUAGACGUGUGUGUACAUACAUAUGUACAAGUCUUACUUCACAGGAUUCAAUGUUGAAACAAUUAUUUCAGUAACAUUGUCUUGCAAACCUAAGUGUGUUGUUACUGACAUUCUCCUAUAAGCAACUAUUAAUAAAACCAACAACUCAGAAUUGCAGUAGCGUUGAUGCGCUUCAAUAAUUCUCAAAAAUCUCAGAAAAUUUUAUAUUUGAAAGAUGUAACA
Messenger RNA from Thalassophryne amazonica, 2208 nucleotides. RefSeq names its product zinc finger protein 551-like. Gene Ontology annotation, biological process: regulation of transcription by RNA polymerase II. The transcript is spliced from 3 exons. Gene Ontology annotation, molecular function: DNA-binding transcription factor activity; RNA polymerase II cis-regulatory region sequence-specific DNA binding. The record is from RefSeq and is a predicted model, not a curated record. Lineage: Eukaryota; Metazoa; Chordata; Actinopteri; Batrachoidiformes; Batrachoididae. The coding region runs from base 47 to 1255 and encodes 402 amino acids.